AUGCGGUGCGUUGGGGGUGUGGCCAGCCUCCUGGUGCUCAGCUCCGUCCUCCUGCGGUGUGGGGAGGCCAGCUGCCCCUCCCCCUGCCUCUGUGCCUCCGAUAUCCUGAGCUGUGGGGGGCGGAGCCUGGAGACGAUCCCCGCCCCCCUGCCCCCGCCCACCGCCACCCUGGACCUGAGUCACAACCGGCUGGAGCGGCUGGAGCCGGGGGGGGUGUUUGGGCUGCCCCGCCUGCGGGUGCUGCUCCUGUCCCACAACCAGCUGCGGGCGCUGGGCGGCGGAGCCUUCCGGAACGCCAGCGCGCUGCGGGUGCUGGACCUGAGCUGCAACGCGCUGCGCGUGCUGGACGGCCGCAGCCUGCAGGGGCUGCCCGCGCUGCAGGAGCUGCUGCUCUUCAGCAACCGGCUGGCCCGCGUGGAGAGCCACGCCCUGUUGCCGCUGCCCGCCCUGCGCCACGCCUACCUCAGCCACAACCGCCUCACCAGCUUCCCCUUCUUCUCCCUGCGCCACGCCCACCCCGGCCUGCUCACGCUCGACCUCUCCUCCAACCGGCUGCGGGCGCUGCCGCUGGCGGAGGUGGCGGCGCUGCCCGUGGCGCUGCGCGGCGGCCUGUUCCUGCACAACAACACGCUGGGCUGCCAGUGCGGCCUGCACCGCCUGCUGCGCGGCUGGGAGGGGCGGGGCUACGGCUCCGUGCGCCAUCACCGCGACGACCACACCUGCCUGCCACUCGGCGAGCCGCGCGCCCCGGUGCGGCUCCUCGGCCACGCCCCCUUCUUCCACAACUGCAGCGAGCCGGCGGCCGGCGAGGGUGGCGGGGCCAGGGCAGGGCUGCGGGCGAAGGUGGGCCAGCCCCUCCUGCUGCACUGUCUGACCGCGCUCAGGGGGCAGCACCUGGCCUACCUGUGGGUGUCGCCCCAGCAGGAGCACCUGGCCCCGCCCGGUAACGGCAGCCGGCAGGUGUUUGGCAACGGCACGCUGCGGAUGGGCGCGGUGCGGUCGGAGGACUCGGGCGUGUACCUGUGCGUGGCGCGGGACCCCGGGCGGCAGCAGAACGACACCUGGGAGGUGAACGUGACGCCCUUUAACGCAGGCUUCACCACGCUCCUGGGCUGCGGGGUCAGCCUGCUGCUGGUGCUCAUGUACCUGUUCCUCACACCCUGCCGCUGCUUCCGCCACCGCCACGCCCGCCCCCCCGCCCCGCCUCCCGCCGACGAUGACCCCGCCCCCAGCCCUGCCCUACCGGCCCGGGAGGGGCCCGGACGCAGGCUGGGGAACAGUAAGCAUGUGAUGUUUCUGGAGCCCAUCAGGCGAGUGCAAAACGGCUCCUCCCCAACGCCGCCCACGGGACCCCCCAAACACCCCCAGCAGAGGGACCACCCUGAGCCCAUCAGCACAGACUCCUCUGCACCAUAGCAACAGCCAAGCAAACCCCGCAUGGGGGGUCCAUCCAGCAGCAAAUCACACAGGCACUGCUGGG
Messenger RNA from Anguilla anguilla (European eel), 1480 nucleotides. RefSeq names its product amphoterin-induced protein 3-like. The coding region runs from base 1 to 1416 and encodes 471 amino acids. Lineage: Eukaryota; Metazoa; Chordata; Actinopteri; Anguilliformes; Anguillidae. The transcript is spliced from 2 exons. Gene Ontology annotation, molecular function: protein binding. The record is from RefSeq and is a predicted model, not a curated record.